GGAAUGCUUAAAAGAAGAAGAAAACCAUUCUCGGUGCUGUGGUCCAUGGAGUUUGAAAGAUUUAUCAGAGGGCAAAUAAUGACCUAGAGCCCAGCGAUGCCAGAUAUAAUAAAAAGAAGCAGCUGCUGCAACUCUUUACAACUGAAGCUUCUGAGGCACACUGCACACAAUAAUAAUAAUAAUAAUAAUUACUGUAAUCCUUUACUCGGUCAGCAGAAGAAGAUAGUAGUGGAGUAUUAUACUGUACAAGUAGUAGUAGUAGUAGUAGUAGUAGUAGUAGUGUACACACUAUUUAUGUAAGUAUUUUUAUUUUAUACUUCUUUCUUCAUUUCAUUAUAUAUAUAAUGACACGACCACAACAAAAGAAAAGAAAAGCAAAGGGCAGACAAUCCUAAGUGUUGUAUGAAAGUUUCUCUUCCUGCAAGGAAAGAAAAGAAAAGGAAGAUCAUGAGCAUCUCAGAAGAUGAAAAGCUUUCCCAAAUGAUUAUGGACUAUAUUGAGUUUGGAUCAGCUGUCAAAACAGAUUCUUUCCUUUUUCAUCCCUCCUCACAAUCCCUUCACCUUGAUGACAACCCCUCAUACUUCUUUCUGGAGGAGAUCUUGGAAGAAACCCCAGAUGCUGAAACUGAGGUUUAUGCAAAAAUCUUGUUCUACUUGAAGGACAAAGAAUCAUCCAUGACCAUGGACAACAAUAUCAGCAAGCUAAAGAACUGGAUUGUGUAUAGAUUCGAAAUGGACAACUAUGAAGCCCAUCUUUGCAGAACUUCUUGGUCCACCCCCUUUGGCCCCCCAUCAGUUUUCCAAUUUAGGGGCGAUUAUGAGUAUGUAGAAGUGAUGAUCAAGGACAGGAGCAAAGAGGUGAUGAGUAGGCUGAUAGUGGACAUAGAUUUCCGGACACAGUUUGAAGUGGCAAGGCCAACACAGGCCUACCAAGAACUCACAAAUGCACUGCCUUUGAUAUUUGUGGGCACUGAGGAUAAGUUGAAGAAACUGGUCUCUUUGAUCUGCACUGCAGCCAAACAGUCCCUUAAGGAGAAGGGACUCCACAUCCCCCCAUGGAGGAAAGCCACUUACAUGCACUCCAAGUGGCUUUCACAAAACUGCAAAAGGGUUCCAUUUUCUCAGAUCAUGAACCUGCACCACCAUCACUCAUCAUACAAUAUAUGAUCAUAAUCAUAAUCAUGGAUGAAAGAUAUAUAUAUAUAUAUAAUAUGUAUGUAUUAUUUUCAAGUUUUGAAAAUGGGCCUGUGUUAUUGAGAAAUUUUGGGGUUUCUAUCUCCUACUAUCAUGUGGUUUUAAUAAAAUUUUGCUUCUUUUCUCUUA
Andrographis paniculata is the source of this 1323-nucleotide messenger RNA. RefSeq lists its product as uncharacterized. The transcript has 3 exons. The record is from RefSeq and is a predicted model, not a curated record. NCBI's taxonomy places the organism in Eukaryota, Viridiplantae, Streptophyta, Magnoliopsida, Lamiales, Acanthaceae. The coding region runs from base 403 to 1167 and encodes 254 amino acids.